AACCCAAAAUACCAAAAACCCCCAAAAGUCACAAAACCCACAAUUAAAGAAACAGCAUAUUAAAAUGAUUCACCAAUUUGUACUUGCUUUUACAGAUUUUCUCAAAAACUGAAAUUGAAACAAACAAAAACAUAACCAAAAGACGUUUAGCUCUUUCCAUUGAUCUCUCUCUCAAUUCUCUGCAAAUGAGUUAAUCUUCCAUGGCUGCCAUGUUGAUGCAGCCAUGGCUUCCUCAUCUAACCCUAAUUUUGUUCUCCUUAAUCCUCUUUUUCCCUGAUCAAUCCUUUUCUCAAUCCGAUUCUCCUCGAAAUAUCGAAACUUUCUUCCCAAAUGACACAAUCACCGCUCCAGUUCCAUCUCCGGUUACAUCUCCAGCUCCAUCGCCGCCGGAAGAUUCACCAUCUUCUUCAUCGGACAGAGGAAAGAUCACGAGGGCUGUGCUUAUAACAGCUGCAAGUACUUUACUUGUAGCAGCUGUGUUCUUCUUCUUCCUCCAUAAGUGCGUAAUCGUACGGCGGAGAAGGAGAAACAGAGUCGGCGGUGUUGAGAACACCCUUCCUCCGCCGGUUCCUCCGUUGGCGGAAACGGCGUUAGCUCGGGAAGGGUUUACUAGAUUCGGCGGGAACGUAAAGGGUUUGAUCCUUGAUGAGAAUGGUCUCGAUGUGUUGUAUUGGAGAAAGUCGCAGAGUCAGAGAAACAAUAAAAGCGGAAGCUUUAAGAAGGAGAUCGUUCACGGAGACGACGACGGCGAUGACGACGAAGAGAAGAAUGUGGUUAAUUCAAAGAACAAGAAGAAAUCGGAGAUUCCUCUUCUCAGAGGAAGGUCAUCGACUUCUCAAAGUGUAGUUCACAACGAUAAUUACCGAAAUGCCACCACCACCACUCAUCCUCCUCAUGCCAAAACUGGUUCUGAUUCUUUUGAAUUCGCUAAAUCAGAUCCGUCACCACCACCACCACCGCCAUCGCCAAUUCCGGUGAAGCAGAGUGCACCACCUCCUCCUCCUCCUAAGCCUAAGAGUGGCCCAUCUCCGCCGCCACCUCCCCCGUUGAAAAAGACGGCGGCUUUAUCGUCCUCUGCUUCAAAACCACCGCCGGCUCCUAGAGGGUCAUCUUCUGGGGAAAGUUCAAAUGGUCAGGUAAAGCUCAAGCCUUUGCAUUGGGAUAAAGUGAACCCUGACUCUGAUCAUUCCAUGGUUUGGGACAAAAUCGACCGUGGCUCAUUCAGUUUCGAUGGCGAUUUAAUGGAGGCUCUAUUCGGCUACGUGGCGGUAAAGAAAUCUCCAGACCAUGGCGGCGAUAAGAAACCUAACUCAACCUUACCGACCAAGAUUUUUAUACUUGACCCGAGAAAAUCUCAGAACACAGCGAUCGUGCUCAAAUCCCUGGGUAUGACUCGUGAUGAGCUCGUGGAAUCGUUAAUGGAAGGUCACGAUUUCCAUCCAGACACACUCGAGAAGCUCUCUAGAAUAGCUCCGACGAAAGAAGAACAAUUAGCUAUUCUCCAAUUCGACGGCGACAUGAAAAUGCUUGCUGAUGCUGAAUCGUUCUUGUUUCAUCUCUUAAAGGCUGUCCCUAGUGCCUUCACUCGUCUUAAUGCGUUGCUCUUCAGAGCUAAUUACUAUCCAGAGAUCUCAAACUAUAACAAGUCUCUUCAGACGCUGGACUUAGCUUGCACAGAGCUCAGAUCACGUGGCUUGUUUGUGAAGCUUCUUGAAGCUAUACUGAAAUCUGGAAACAGAAUGAAUGCGGGAACAGCUAGAGGAGAUGCUCAAGCUUUUAAUCUCACUGCGCUUUUGAAACUUUCUGAUGUGAAGAGUGUUGAUGGGAAGACGACUUUGCUUAACUUUGUGGUGGAAGAAGUUGUUAGGUCCGAAGGGAAGCGAUGCGUGCUUAACCGAAGGUCUAACAGUAGCUUUAGCCGUAGCAGUAGCAGUAGCAGUUCGAUUUCCGAGGUUAUAUCGAAGGAGGAGCAAGAGAAAGAGUAUUUAAAACUCGGGUUGCCUGUUGUUGGAGGGUUAAGCGCUGAGUUCUCCAAUGUAAAGAAAGCUGCAGCUAUAGACUAUGACACGGUUGCUGCAACAUGCUUGGCUCUUACGGCUAGAGCUAAAGAUGCUAGACGAGUAUUAGUGAAGAGCGAAGGAGAUAACAAAGAAGGAGAGAGGUUUGUGAAGAAGAUGAAUGAGUUUCUUGAUUCUGUUGAGGAAGAACUGAAGUUAGCAAGAGAAGAAGAGAAGAAAGUGAUGGAGCUUGUGAAGAGAACAACUGAGUAUUACCAAGCAGGAGCUGUGAAAGGAAAGAGUCCACUUCAUUUGUUUGUUAUUGUUAGGGAUUUUCUCGCUAUGGUUGAUAAAGUAUGCGUAGAGAUCGCAAGAAAUUUGCAGAGGAAAACGACAAUGGGGAGUCUGCAGCAGAGGAAUGCAGUGAAGUUUCCGGUUUUGCCUCCAAAUUUCAUGUCGGAUAGGUCUAGAAGUGAUUCUGGUGGAUCAGAUUCCGAUAUGAGUUUGGAAAGGCCAUUCUGAAACUUGAUGAUGGUAUUGUCAGAUGAGAAAUGGUUUGGUUGGCUGUAAAUAAUAGAAUCGUUUGGGUACUGAUUAUAUUUUUUUGCCUAAAGACCUUUUUGAAGUGUUAAUAAGAUUAGUAGUCCGAGGUUUUUUUCUGCAUAGAGCUCAUCCCAUAUAACAAGAACAGAGGUUUGUAGUUUGAUCAUACUACAUGCUAUUAUGCUAACAUGCAAUGAACCAAUGUUGUUUC
Molecule: messenger RNA, 2751 nt
Organism: Capsella rubella
Lineage: Eukaryota; Viridiplantae; Streptophyta; Magnoliopsida; Brassicales; Brassicaceae
Product: formin-like protein 4
Exons: 2
Coding region: 201-2519 (772 amino acids)
Biological process (GO): actin nucleation; actin cytoskeleton organization
Molecular function (GO): actin filament binding
Source: RefSeq, a predicted model, not a curated record